Paramecium pentaurelia is the source of this 1592-nucleotide messenger RNA. The record is from the annotation of a GenBank genome assembly. Lineage: Eukaryota; Ciliophora; Oligohymenophorea; Peniculida; Parameciidae.
AUGAAUUAAGAAGACAUAUUCCUAAAGAAAUAAUGGUUCAUUAAGUCUUGUGAAGGAAAGAUAGAAUAAUUUUAUGAUAUAAAUCUCAAAAAAGUAUUGUAAUUUUUGAUAACGUUUAGGUAAUUGGUUCUGGAACAUAUGGAAGUGUUGUCAAAGCUGCAUUAAAAGGCACUAAAUAAUAACGUGCUGUUAAAGUAAUUCCUAAGUCUAAAGUCAAAAACCCAGAAAGAUUUAAGAGAGAAAUUGAUAUACUUAGAGCUUUAGAUCAUCCAAACAUUAUUAAAUUAUAUGAAACAUUUGAAGAUUAAAGAAAUGUAUAUUUAGUCAUGGAGUAAAUUUGCAAUUAAUUUUCUAUAGAUUAUGUGAAGGAGGAGAAUUAUUUGAUAGAAUCAUGGAUAAAGGAUAUUUUAAUGAAGCUGAGGCACAUAUUAUAUUUCUUUAGAUUAUGCAAGUAUUUUUAUACUUAAAUUUAGGCAUUGAAUUAUUGUCAUUCCAAUGGAAUUUGUCAUAGAGAUUUGAAACCAGAAAACUUUUUGUUUUUAACUAAAGCAGAAGAUUCUCCUCUUAAAGUAAUUGAUUUUGGAUUAAGCAUUCUAUUUGAAGAAGGACCUUAAAAACCUGGUACAUAAAAGGUUUCGAUGAAAACUAAAGCAGGGACACCUUAUUAUAUUUCUCCUGAAGUAUUGAAAGGAAAUUAUGAUGAAUUAUGUGAUAUUUGGUCAGCAGGAGUAAUAUUAUAUAUUUUACUUUCCGGUGUUCCUCCCUUUUAUGGAGACACUGACCCAGAAAUCUUGGAAGCUGUUUAAAAAGGCAAAUACUCUACAGAUAUACCUGAAUUUAAAUUUGUUAGUGAUUCUGCGAAAGAUUUAAUUUCAAAUAUGAUCACUUCUCCAGAUAAAAGAUAUAAAGCUUAACAAGUUUUAUAGCAUAAAUGGAUGAAGGAAAAGAAUAAACCAAAUAAAGAACUCAAGUUGAAUUAUGGGGCAUUAAAGAAUUUUGUAGGCAGUAAUAAAUUAAAAAAGGUUGCCCUCACAUUUAUUGCAUCUUAAUUAAAUGAAUAAGAAAUAAGUCAUUUAGGAAAGUAAGAAAUUGAUUAAUUUAGAUUAUUUAAAUAAUUGGAUAAAAAUGGAGAUGGAGUUUUAACAAUAGAAGAAAUUAGAGAAGGAUUAAUAGGAAUGAGUGAUGAUUAAUCAAAAGAAUUAGCCAAUGUCAUUAAAAGUAUUGAUACUGAUGGAAAUGGUAACAUUAAUUACACUGGUAAUAAUCAAUUUCUAUUACAAAAGAAUUCUUAGCUGCAACUAUGGAGAAAUAGUUAUAUAUGAAGGAAGAAAAACUUUAUUAAGCUUUUAAAAUGUUAGAUUUGGAUGGAAGUGGCAAGAUAGACAAAAAAGAGUUACAAUAAGUGCUUGGAAGUAUUUAAUUUAGUUAUAAUUUAGAGUCUGAUAAAAUAAUUGAUGAAAAAUAUUGGGAUGAUAUGAUUAAGGAGGCAGAUAAAAAUGGAGAUGGAGAGGUAUAUUUAAUUAUAUUCAUAUAAUAGAUUGAUUAUAAUGAAUUUAUUGAAAUGAUGGAUAGAUUUAGUAUUAUGAAUUGAG